Molecule: messenger RNA, 370 nt
Organism: Racocetra persica
Lineage: Eukaryota; Fungi; Glomeromycota; Glomeromycetes; Diversisporales; Gigasporaceae
Source: the annotation of a GenBank genome assembly
AUGUCUUCCGUGUCUUCCAUUAACUAUCGUUUUGAAAUUCAAAAAGGUGAGACGGAAUUAGAUAGACACGUACCAGGCGAUGGAGGUAUCGAUUGGAUAGGAGGUUGGGGAGGAUAUACAAUAAUCGUUCAAUGUAAAGAUUGUGAUAAAAUUAGGCCUAAGAUUGUGCGUGAAUUUGAAGGAGUAUUAUCACGAUUUGGUAAAAUUGAAACCAUCGGUAUCUUAGUAGCUCCAUCAAUAAAUAACUUUACUCGGAAAUCAAUAGAUAGAUUGAAAUCAUCAGAAUACAAUCUUAUCUUUACAGAUGAACUGAAUUUGAGUUUAGAUUUGUUUCAAUUUGUCAAGAGUAAACAAAUUGAAUCAACUCAAU